Molecule: messenger RNA, 3143 nt
Organism: Penicillium cinerascens
Lineage: Eukaryota; Fungi; Ascomycota; Eurotiomycetes; Eurotiales; Aspergillaceae
Product: C-1-tetrahydrofolate synthase
Exons: 5
Coding region: 1-3048 (1015 amino acids)
Biological process (GO): tetrahydrofolate interconversion
Cellular component (GO): cytosol
Molecular function (GO): methylenetetrahydrofolate dehydrogenase (NADP+) activity; formate-tetrahydrofolate ligase activity; methenyltetrahydrofolate cyclohydrolase activity
Source: RefSeq, a predicted model, not a curated record
AUGGCACCUUUCCCCGCCGCGGGUCCCCGCCAUCACUUUUUCCUUAAAGUGCGCGCGGUCAAUUUUCGUCUCCCCACCUUCUCUCCGCGGUCUCCUCUCUCCUUUAAGCACUUUUCCUCCGCACGAGGGGUUAGACGAUCAAUUGUACGGUUGUCUGCUCCGUCUCCACCGAGUGGUUUUUUAAUCUCGCCGGCCGCCGCUUCUCAUCGCACCCUUGGCAGCUCCGCAAUCAUGGCGUCCAAGAUCGAUGGCACCGCAAUUGCCAAGAGCAUCCGCGAAGGUCUUAAGGCUGAGAUUGAGAAGACUCAGGAGUCCAACCCCAGAUUCAAGCCUAACCUGGUCAUCUUCCAGGUUGGCAAUCGGUCCGAUUCCAGUACCUAUGUGCGCAUGAAGCUGAAGGCCGCCCAGGAGGCAAACAUCAUCUGCACUUUGAACAACAUCUCCGAGUCGAGCACGGAGUCGGAGCUGCUCCAGGAGAUCAUCAAGGCCAACAAUGACCCCGCCGUGCACGGUAUUUUGGUCCAAUUGCCCCUCCCUAGCCACAUGUCGGAGCACACCAUCACCUCGGCGGUCUCAGAUGAGAAGGAUGUCGAUGGAUUCGGCGCAAUUAACAUUGGUGAGCUCGCCAAGCGUGGCGGCCGCCCGCUCUUCAUUCCAUGCACCCCGCUUGCUGUGAUGGAGCUGCUGAAGGCUAGCGGUGUCGACCCUGCCGGCAAGGAGGCUGUUGUUCUUGGUCGCAGCGACAUUGUCGGUAGUCCCGUCAGCUACCUGCUGAAGAAUGCCGAUGCCACCGUCACCGUGUGCCACUCCAAGACCCCCGAUAUCGCGCGCAUCGUGAAGAGCGCCGACAUCGUUGUCGCUGCCAUUGGAAAGACUGAGAUGGUUGUGGGCGACUGGCUGAAGCCCGGUGCUGUCGUCAUUGACGUCGGUAUCAACUACAAGCCCGAUGAGACCAAGAAGUCUGGACAGCGUCUCGUCGGCGAUGUCGAGUUCGAGUCGGCCUCCCGGGUGGCUUCGCAGAUCACCCCGGUUCCCGGCGGUGUUGGCCCUAUGACCGUGGCCAUGCUGCUGAAGAACGUGGUUCACUCCGCUAAGACAUACUUCGAAAAGCAGAAGGACCGCCGCAUCACUCCGCUUCCCAUUCGAUUGGAGAGCCCUGUCCCUUCUGACAUCGCGAUCUCCCGAGCUCAGUACCCCAAGGCCAUUACCAAGAUUGCCUCAGAGGUUGGCAUUGCCUACCACGAGCUGGAGCCCUACGGCCACACCAAGGCCAAGGUCAGCCUCGAUGUUCUGGACCGCCUCGCCCACCGCCGCAACGGACGCUAUGUGCUGGUCUGCGGCAUUACACCUACUCCUCUUGGCGAGGGCAAAUCGACUACAACUCUGGGUCUUACUCAGGCCCUCGGUGCCCACCUGAACCGUGUCACCUUUGCCAACGUCCGCCAGCCUAGCCAGGGCCCGACCUUCGGCAUCAAGGGCGGAGCCGCUGGUGGUGGCUACAGUCAGGUUAUUCCUAUGGACGAGUUCAACCUGCACUUAACCGGUGACAUUCACGCCAUCACUGCCGCCAACAACCUUCUCGCUGCGGCCAUUGAGACCCGUAUGUUCCACGAGUCUACACAAAAGGACGGCGCUCUCUACAAGCGUUUGGUGCCCGCCAAGAAUGGCAAGCGCGAGUUUAAGCCUGUCAUGUUCCGCCGCCUGGAGAAGCUUGGUAUCCAGAAGACCAACCCCGAUGAACUGACCGAGGACGAACUCCGCCGGUUCGCCCGCCUAGACAUUGACCCGGAGACGAUUACCUGGCGUCGCGUGCUGGAUGUCAACGACCGUCACCUGCGCGGUAUCACCGUUGGCCAGGCCCCUACCGAGAAGGGUCUUUCCCGCGAGACCGGCUUCGAUAUCUCUGUUGCCAGUGAAUGUAUGGCUAUUCUCGCCCUGAGCAACAACCUAGCGGACAUGCGCGAGCGCCUCGGUCGCAUGGUCGUGGCCACCUCCAAGAACGGCGACCCCGUUACCUGUGACGACAUCGGUGCCGGUGGCGCCCUUGCUGCCCUCAUGAAGGAUGCUAUCAAGCCCAACCUGAUGCAGAGCUUGGAAGGAACUCCCGUUCUGGUUCACGCCGGCCCUUUCGCCAACAUCAGUAUCGGAGCUAGCUCGGUUAUUGCCGAUAAGCUGGCUCUGAAGCUGGCCGGUACCGAGCCAGAUGAGGACCACGACGCCCAGACCGGUUUCGUGGUCACUGAGGCUGGCUUCGACUUCACCAUGGGUGGUGAGCGUUUCUUCAACAUCAAGUGCCGAUCAUCGGGACUAUCUCCCGAUACCGUUGUCAUUGUGGCUACGGUCCGUGCGCUGAAGGUGCACGGCGGCGGUCCCGAGAUCACCCCCGGAGGCGCUCUGCACGAGGUCUACCGCACCGAGAACGUGGAGAUCCUCCGCAAGGGAUGUGUCAACCUGCGCAAGCACAUCGCCAAUGCCAAGCAGUACGGCAUCCCGGUUGUCGUCGCGAUUAACAAGUUCGAGACUGACACCGAGGCUGAGAUCAAUGUCAUCAAGGAAGAGGCCAUUGCUGCUGGUGCCGAGGACGCCGUCCCGGCGAACCACUGGGCUGAGGGUGGAGCCGGCGCCAUUGACCUGGCCAAGGCCGUUCUGGCUGCCAGCUCCAAGCCCAAGAACUUCCAGUUGCUGUACGACCUGAACGGCAGCAUCCAGGAGCGCAUUGAGCGCAUCGGCAAGUCCAUGUACGGUGCCGACAAAGUCGAGUUCAGCGAGCUGGCCCAGAAGAAGGUGGACACCUACACCAAGCAGGGCUUCGCCAACCUGCCGAUCUGUAUCGCCAAGACACAAUACUCGCUCAGUCACGACCCGGCCCUGAAGGGAGCCCCGACCGGCUUCACCGUGCCCAUCCGGGACGUCAGAUUGGCCGUUGGCGCAGGGUAUCUUUACGCCCUGGCGGCCGACAUCCAGACGAUCCCCGGACUGCCCACGGCACCGGGCUAUCUUAAUGUGGACAUCGAUCCCGAGACCGGGGAAAUCGACGGACUGUUCUAGACGGUACUUUUUGUCCGAUUUAGGUUGGAUGGAUUGGAGCUUGUAUAUACACCCAUCGGUUAUUGCCCGUGGUCUUCAACACAUACAGUACCAGG